AUGGACGAGGUGCACAAGGGAACGCAAGGCGAUUCUACUGUCAACUGGGACGCGCUCUUCCAAGCCUCGUGCCAGAAGAAGGCGUGUGCGAUCCAGUGGUGUCUCGCGCGCAACGACUACCAGGAGAAGCGCUGCAAGUUGGAGCUGGACGCCUACAAGGCCUGCUGCGCCCAAGUCAAGGCCGACCAUCUUGCUGCGCAGGAGCGCAGCGGAGCGUAG
Messenger RNA from Saprolegnia diclina VS20, 219 nucleotides. RefSeq lists its product as hypothetical. The record is from RefSeq and is a predicted model, not a curated record. The transcript has a single exon. NCBI's taxonomy places the organism in Eukaryota, Oomycota, Saprolegniomycetes, Saprolegniales, Saprolegniaceae. The coding region runs from base 1 to 219 and encodes 72 amino acids.